GCUGCGCUCGUCGUGUGGCCACCGUCGUGCUUUGGAAAUAGCUCGGCACAACGCUGAAGUGGAUCAAAAGCGCCAUACGGUCGUCGAGUCUGAAAAGAUGUUGUAAAAACUGUUAUUGAGUAGUAAGAGGCUGUUUUAACGUACAGAAACUGCACUCGGCGCAAAGUCAUCGAGUGAGGGACAAUGGCAGCUCCCUAUCCUUACAGAGUAGUCCCUCCGGGGUUGCCACCAGGUGUGCCUCCAGGUGUACCUCCGGUAGUACCCCCAGGUGUCCCACCGGGCGUUCCUCCAGUUGUCCCCCCUCCUGCACCAAUUCCAGACUACAUGUCUGAGGAAAAACUUCAGGAAAAAGCAAGGAAGUGGCAGCAGCUGCAGGCCAAACGCUAUGCAGAGAAAAGGAAGUUUGGCUUUGUGGACGCCCAGAAAGAAGACAUGCCCCCUGAGCAUGUCCGAAAGAUCAUUAGGGACCAUGGAGAUAUGACCAAUAGAAAGUUCCGCCACGACAAAAGAGUCUACCUGGGUGCUCUGAAGUACAUGCCUCACGCAGUGCUGAAGCUCCUGGAAAACAUGCCGAUGCCCUGGGAGCAGAUCAGAGAUGUCCCUGUGCUCUACCACAUCACUGGAGCCAUUUCCUUCGUGAAUGAAAUCCCUUGGGUCAUAGAACCUGUCUACAUUGCCCAAUGGGGCACCAUGUGGAUCAUGAUGCGUCGUGAGAAGCGUGACAGACGGCACUUCAAAAGGAUGAGAUUUCCACCGUUUGAUGAUGAGGAGCCACCGCUGGACUAUGCUGACAACAUCCUGGAUGUAGAACCUCUGGAGGCCAUUCAGAUGGAGCUCGAUUCUGAGGAGGAUUCCUCAGUUGUGGACUGGUUCUAUGAGCACCAGCCCCUCAAGGAUAAUACCAAAUUUGUGAACGGCACAACUUACCGUCGCUGGCAGUUCACUCUCCCGAUGAUGUCCACCCUCUAUCGAUUGGCCAAUCAGCUUUUAACAGAUCUGGUGGACUUCAAUUACUUUUAUCUUUUUGACCUGAAGGCCUUCUUCACUUCAAAAGCUUUAAACAUGGCCAUUCCAGGAGGACCAAAGUUUGAGCCACUGGUCAGAGACAUAAACCUGCAGGAUGAAGACUGGAACGAGUUCAACGACAUCAACAAAAUCAUCAUCCGGCAACCAAUCAGGACGGAGUACAAGAUUGCUUUCCCAUAUCUGUACAAUAACUUGCCGCACCACGUCCACCUUACCUGGUACCAUACACCCAAUGUGGUAUUUAUCAAGACUGAGGAUCCAGAUCUUCCAGCGUUCUACUUUGAUCCACUGAUCAACCCGAUCUCCCACAGACAUUCAGUCAAGAGCCAGGAGCCUCUCCCUGAUGAUGACGAGGAGUUUGAGCUUCCAGAGUUUGUGGAGCCGUUGCUCAAAGAGACGCCGCUUUACACCGACAACACAGCCAAUGGCAUCGCUCUGCUUUGGGCCCCCAGACCUUUUAAUCUGCGCUCUGGUCGCACAAGGCGCGCCAUUGAUAUCCCUUUGGUCAAAAACUGGUACAGAGAGCAUUGCCCUGCAGGACAGCCGGUGAAAGUACGUGUGUCAUACCAGAAACUGCUGAAGUACUACGUGCUCAAUGCUCUCAAACACAGACCCCCCAAGGCUCAAAAGAAGAGGUAUCUGUUCCGCUCUUUCAAAGCAACAAAGUUUUUCCAGUCCACCAAGCUGGACUGGGUGGAGGUCGGCCUGCAGGUCUGCAGACAGGGUUACAACAUGCUCAAUCUGCUCAUUCACCGCAAGAACCUCAACUACCUGCAUCUGGACUAUAACUUCAACUUGAAGCCUGUCAAGACCCUCACCACCAAGGAGAGAAAGAAGUCCAGAUUCGGGAAUGCCUUCCAUCUGUGCAGAGAGGUGCUGCGUCUGAGCAAGCUGGUGGUGGACAGCCAUGUGCAAUACAGACUGGGAAAUGUCGACGCCUUUCAGCUGGCCGACGGGCUGCAGUACAUCUUUGCACACGUGGGACAGCUAACUGGGAUGUACCGCUACAAGUACAAGCUGAUGAGACAAAUCCGCAUGUGCAAAGACCUGAAGCAUCUCGUCUACUACCGGUUCAACACCGGUCCUGUGGGCAAAGGACCAGGUUGUGGCUUCUGGGCUCCCGGUUGGAGAGUCUGGCUCUUCUUCAUGCGUGGCAUAACUCCACUGUUGGAGCGGUGGCUCGGGAAUCUGCUGGCCAGGCAGUUCGAAGGACGUCAUUCUAAGGGUGUCGCUAAGACUGUGACCAAACAGCGUGUGGAGUCUCACUUUGACCUGGAGUUGCGUGCUGCUGUGAUGCACGACAUCCUAGAUAUGAUGCCAGAAGGUAUCAAACAGAACAAGGCCAGAACCAUUCUGCAGCACCUCAGUGAGUCAUGGAGGUGCUGGAAGGCCAACAUCCCAUGGAAGGUGCCCGGUCUGCCUACUCCCAUUGAGAACAUGAUCCUGCGAUACGUGAAGGCCAAAGCUGACUGGUGGACCAACACAGCUCACUAUAACAGAGAGCGAAUUCGCCGCGGAGCUACUGUGGACAAAACGGUGUGCAAGAAGAACCUGGGCAGGUUGACCCGUCUGUACCUGAAAGCCGAGCAGGAAAGACAGCACAACUAUCUGAAGGAUGGACCAUACAUCACUGCAGAGGAGGCCGUGGCCAUCUACACCACCACUGUGCACUGGCUGGAGAGUCGGCGCUUCUCUCCCAUUCCGUUCCCUCCGCUGUCCUAUAAACACGACACAAAGCUGCUGAUCCUGGCUCUGGAGAGACUCAAAGAGGCAUACAGUGUGAAGUCUCGUCUGAAUCAGAGUCAGAGGGAGGAGCUGGGCCUGAUAGAGCAGGCCUACGAUAACCCCCAUGAGGCUCUUUCCAGGAUCAAGCGUCACCUUCUCACACAGAGAGCUUUCAAAGAGGUUGGCAUUGAGUUCAUGGACCUGUACAGCCACCUGGUGCCUGUGUAUGACGUGGAACCCCUGGAGAAGAUCACUGAUGCGUACCUGGACCAGUACCUGUGGUACGAGGCAGACAAGAGGAGGCUUUUCCCUCCCUGGAUUAAGCCGGCAGACACUGAACCACCACCGCUUCUGGUCUACAAGUGGUGCCAAGGCAUCAACAACCUGCAGGAUGUGUGGGAAACCGCUGAAGGAGAGUGCAACGUGAUGCUGGAGUCUCGCUAUGAGAAGAUGUACGAGAAGAUUGAUCUAACUUUGCUCAAUAGGCUAUUGCGUCUUAUUGUUGACCACAACAUCGCCGAUUACAUGACGGCCAAGAACAACGUGGUGAUAAACUAUAAGGACAUGAACCACACCAACUCUUACGGCAUCAUCAGGGGACUCCAGUUCGCCUCCUUCAUUGUUCAGUAUUACGGCCUGGUGAUGGACCUGCUAGUGCUUGGUUUGCACCGUGCCAGCGAGAUGGCGGGUCCUCCCCAGAUGCCCAAUGACUUCCUGAGUUUUCAGGACACCACCACAGAGUCGGCCCACCCCAUCAGGCUGUACUGUCGCUACAUUGAUCGCAUUCACAUCUUCUUCAGAUUCUCUGCUGAUGAGGCCAGAGACCUGAUUCAGAGGUAUCUGACGGAGCACCCAGACCCCAACAAUGAGAACAUAGUGGGAUACAACAACAAGAAGUGCUGGCCUCGUGAUGCCCGCAUGAGAUUGAUGAAGCACGACGUUAACCUUGGACGAGCGGUGUUCUGGGACAUCAAGAACCGCCUGCCCAGAUCUGUGACCACAGUACAGUGGGAGAACAGCUUUGUGUCGGUCUACAGCAAAGACAACCCCAAUCUGCUCUUCAACAUGUGCGGCUUUGAGUGCCGCAUCCUCCCCAAGUGCCGCACCAGCUAUGAGGAGUUCACUCACAAGGAUGGCGUCUGGAACCUGCAGAAUGAGGUCACCAAAGAGAGGACAGCGCAGUGUUUCCUGCGGGUCGAUGAUGAAUCCAUGCAGCGCUUCCACAACAGAGUGCGUCAGAUCCUCAUGGCUUCAGGAUCCACCACCUUCACCAAGAUUGUGAACAAGUGGAACACGGCCCUCAUCGGUCUGAUGACGUACUUCCGAGAGGCUGUAGUCAACACACAGGAGCUCCUGGACCUUCUGGUGAAAUGCGAGAACAAGAUCCAGACCCGAAUCAAGAUUGGGCUGAACUCGAAGAUGCCGAGUCGUUUCCCUCCUGUGGUCUUCUACACUCCCAAAGAGUUGGGCGGUCUUGGCAUGUUGUCCAUGGGUCACGUGCUCAUCCCGCAGUCAGACCUGCGAUGGUCCAAGCAGACAGAUGUGGGCAUCACCCACUUCAGGUCAGGAAUGAGUCAUGAAGAAGAUCAGCUCAUUCCUAACUUGUACCGCUACAUUCAGCCAUGGGAGAGCGAGUUCAUCGACUCUCAGAGAGUCUGGGCUGAGUAUGCGCUCAAGAGACAGGAGGCCAUCGCCCAGAACAGGCGUCUGACUCUGGAGGAUUUGGAAGACUCUUGGGACAGAGGAAUUCCUCGAAUCAACACACUUUUCCAGAAGGACAGACAUACGCUGGCCUAUGACAAAGGCUGGAGAGUGCGGACGGACUUCAAACAGUAUCAGGUGCUGAAGCAGAAUCCAUUCUGGUGGACCCACCAGAGGCAUGACGGUAAGCUGUGGAACCUGAACAACUACCGCACAGACAUGAUCCAGGCUCUGGGUGGAGUGGAGGGCAUCCUGGAGCACACCCUCUUCAAAGGCACUUACUUCCCCACCUGGGAGGGUCUCUUCUGGGAAAAGGCCAGCGGCUUUGAGGAGUCCAUGAAAUGGAAGAAGCUGACGAACGCCCAGAGGUCUGGUCUGAACCAAAUCCCGAACCGUCGCUUCACUCUGUGGUGGUCCCCCACCAUCAACAGAGCCAACGUCUACGUGGGUUUCCAAGUGCAGCUGGACUUGACAGGAAUCUUUAUGCACGGCAAGAUCCCCACGCUAAAGAUCUCCCUCAUUCAGAUCUUCAGAGCUCACUUGUGGCAGAAGAUUCAUGAGAGCAUCGUCAUGGAUCUCUGUCAGGUGUUUGAUCAGGAGCUGGAUGCUCUGGAGAUAGAAACCGUGCAGAAGGAGACCAUCCACCCCAGGAAGUCCUACAAGAUGAAUUCCUCCUGUGCAGACAUCCUCCUGUUUGCGUCAUACAAGUGGAACGUGUCUCGACCAUCUCUGCUCGCUGACUCAAAGGAUGUGAUGGACAGCACCACCACACAGAAAUACUGGAUUGACAUUCAGCUCCGAUGGGGCGACUAUGACUCUCAUGACAUUGAGCGCUAUGCCAGAGCCAAGUUCCUGGACUACACCACAGACAACAUGAGUAUCUACCCCUCCCCCACCGGAGUGCUCAUUGCUAUCGACCUGGCUUACAACCUGCACAGUGCCUAUGGUAACUGGUUCCCUGGGAGCAAGCCUCUGAUUCAGCAGGCCAUGGCCAAGAUCAUGAAGGCCAACCCGGCUCUGUAUGUGCUGAGAGAGCGCAUUCGCAAGGGUCUGCAACUCUACUCUUCAGAGCCCACUGAGCCUUACCUGUCCUCUCAGAACUACGGCGAACUGUUCUCUAACCAAAUCAUCUGGUUUGUGGAUGACACCAAUGUGUACAGAGUCACUAUCCACAAGACUUUUGAAGGAAACUUGACCACAAAGCCCAUCAAUGGAGCCAUUUUCAUUUUCAACCCCAGGACAGGCCAGCUUUUCCUCAAGAUCAUCCACACAUCUGUGUGGGCUGGACAGAAACGUCUGGGACAGCUGGCCAAAUGGAAAACAGCUGAGGAAGUUGCUGCCCUGAUCCGCUCCCUCCCAGUGGAGGAGCAGCCGAAGCAGAUCAUUGUGACGAGGAAGGGAAUGCUGGACCCACUGGAGGUCCACUUGCUCGACUUCCCCAACAUUGUGAUCAAGGGCUCAGAGCUCCAGCUGCCCUUCCAGGCUUGCUUGAAGGUGGAGAAGUUUGGAGACCUGAUCCUUAAGGCUACAGAGCCACAGAUGGUGCUGUUCAACCUCUAUGACGAUUGGCUGAAGACCAUCUCAUCUUAUACAGCCUUCUCCCGACUGAUCCUGAUCCUAAGAGCACUCCACGUCAACAACGACCGUGCCAAGGUGAUCCUGAAACCUGAUAAAACCACCAUAACGGAGCCCCAUCACAUCUGGCCCACACUUACUGAUGAGGAGUGGAUCAAGGUGGAAGUUCAACUAAAGGAUCUCAUUCUGGCCGAUUAUGGCAAAAAGAACAACGUGAAUGUGGCCUCACUUACCCAGUCUGAGAUUCGUGACAUCAUCCUGGGUAUGGAGAUCUCCGCCCCGUCUCAGCAGCGCCAGCAGAUCGCUGAGAUCGAGAAACAGACCAAAGAGCAGUCCCAGCUCACAGCCACACAGACCCGCACCGUCAACAAACAUGGAGACGAGAUCAUCACCUCCACCACCUCCAACUAUGAAACACAGACCUUCUCCUCAAAGACGGAGUGGAGAGUCAGGGCCAUAUCUGCUGCUAACCUCCACCUCCGGACCAACCACAUCUAUGUGUCUUCUGAUGACAUCAAAGAGACAGGUUACACAUACAUUCUGCCCAAGAACGUUCUAAAGAAGUUCAUCUGCAUCUCAGAUCUGCGCGCUCAGAUUGCAGGCUACCUGUAUGGCACCAGCCCACCAGACAACCCCCAGGUGAAGGAGAUCCGUUGCAUUGUCAUGGUACCUCAGUGGGGAACACAUCAGACUGUCCACCUCCCCAACCAGCUGCCCUCUCAUGAAUACCUUAAAGAAAUGGAGCCCCUUGGCUGGAUCCACACACAGCCCAAUGAGUCGCCACAGCUGUCCCCACAGGACGUUACAACCCACGCUAAGGUCAUGGCUGAUAACCCGUCAUGGGAUGGAGAGAAGACCAUCAUAAUCACAUGCAGCUUCACACCUGGUUCAUGCACGCUCACCGCCUACAAGCUGACACCCAGCGGCUAUGAAUGGGGUCGCCAGAAUACCGAUAAAGGCAACAACCCUAAAGGUUACCUGCCAUCCCACUAUGAAAGGGUCCAAAUGCUGCUGUCUGAUCGCUUCCUGGGCUUUUUCAUGGUUCCUGGCCAAGUCUCCUGGAACUACAACUUCAUGGGUGUGCGGCACGAUCCAAACAUGAAGUACGACCUUCAGCUGUCGAACCCCAAAGAGUUCUACCAUGAAGUCCAUCGGCCUUCGCACUUCUUAAACUUCGCCUCGCUGCAGGAGGGCGAGAUUUACAACGCUGACAGAGAGGACAUGUUCGGCUGAGCGCCACUUUUCUACUCCUCUAACGUUUGUAGAUAGGUCUGCCAGAAUCAUGAAGAGCCAGUCCAGAGAUCUCUGCAAUAUUUCCUCUGAGUUCAUUUAAUUCUGGUGGAUCUUUUAAUAUUUCGUUUUUGUUCAUUAUUUUUACAUAAAUGUUUCUUAUUUCUGUCACAUCACAUGGAAACUAUUAGGUCUUGGUUCUUGUGGCUUCUCGUAAACUUUGUGUGUAAACUAGCAAAUUCCUGCACAUGAUAAUUGGUUUAACUUGCAACAUUAGUUCAGAAGGUUAAACUUCCCCUUUUCCCCGUGAGAAAUGAAAUUGAAAGUUGCAUUUUCAUAUGAGAAAUUCCCUGUUGUUUUCCAACUGUACAUCCUGUGAUGUUAUGUUCUGGAUUUAAAUAAAGAUCGGUUUUUAUAAAAGAA
Messenger RNA from Cyprinodon variegatus (sheepshead minnow), 7680 nucleotides. RefSeq names its product pre-mRNA processing factor 8 (gene prpf8). The transcript has 43 exons. Gene Ontology annotation, cellular component: catalytic step 2 spliceosome; U5 snRNP. Gene Ontology annotation, biological process: mRNA splicing, via spliceosome; spliceosomal tri-snRNP complex assembly. The record is from RefSeq and is a predicted model, not a curated record. Gene Ontology annotation, molecular function: metallopeptidase activity; protein binding; U1 snRNA binding. Bases 184 to 7260 code for a protein of 2358 amino acids. NCBI's taxonomy places the organism in Eukaryota, Metazoa, Chordata, Actinopteri, Cyprinodontiformes, Cyprinodontidae.